This is a messenger RNA of Portunus trituberculatus (swimming crab), 5146 nucleotides long. RefSeq lists its product as uncharacterized. The coding region runs from base 71 to 4579 and encodes 1502 amino acids. Gene Ontology annotation, cellular component: nucleolus. The record is from RefSeq and is a predicted model, not a curated record. Gene Ontology annotation, biological process: ribosome biogenesis. NCBI's taxonomy places the organism in Eukaryota, Metazoa, Arthropoda, Malacostraca, Decapoda, Portunidae. The transcript has 14 exons.
AAAAAAAAAAUUAAAGGUGUGUGCUGUCCUGCCUGGGAGACAAGCCCUCGGCGCGGCGCCACCAAUAAGCAUGGCAGGGCUCGAGCUCAAGGAGCGGCUGCACGGUACCGAGCCGCUGUGCGUGCGGCUCAGUUUGGCAGAGAAGGCCUUCCUGGCGCCCCUGAAAGCAGCGGUGGCACAGAAGGAGGAUGUGGUCAUUCUGUGGUUGGCUAACCUCCUCACCAAGAAGGCAGUGGCACUGACCACAGAGGAGCAGCUGGCAGCCUGGACAACGCUCAGCACCAUCCUUUCCUCUCAGCGCCUCAAGGCUCUCUGCUCCAUCAACUGGGUCUGCCCUAUCACCUCCUCCUUCACUGAGACUUUAGUUGAUGUGAUAAAUAGCAGUGCCGAUACAGCACUGCGAGAGAAGGCAGUCAUGAUAUGUCACUGCCUCAUGUCCAACCCGUUGCUGGCGCCGCUGGUCACCCACUCGCUGAACCACUGCCUGCUGCUCUCCAAGGGCCUGGUGGCUUGGCUGCUGGAGGGUCACAUGGGGGACGCCAAUGUGGCUGUUGCUGCGAUGCUAAUCGGGGAAGUAGGGAGUCGCCUGCAGAGCCACGCAGACAAGGGCAAAGUCAUGACCAGUGUCACCGAGCACCUGCUGCUUCCCUCGGCCAGACUCGCUGUGUCUGCCAGGGAUGACGAGAGGAAAGAGAUGCAAGACUUGUUGAAGGAGAUGAAAUUACUGAUAGCCACAAGCUUGUUUCAUACUGAACUAUUAGAUAACUAUAAGAAUGCAUUCAUGAUCAUCUUUUCUGAGACAAAAGCUAGAGUGACUCAUAAGAUUAUCUCACUUUUACAAGUAAUUGCUUCAUAUAUUGAGAGUGAGCCUAUUGAAGUAAUGCAACAUUUGCUUGCAGAAACAUUAUACGAAUUCAUGAUGAAGUUCAGGACUUACAAAACCUUGCACUGCCAGCUACUGGUGGUGCUAUGUCAUGCACUGGGCAUCACCAUUAACAACCCCAAAGUGCCUUCCUUGGUACAGGAUACUUUUAUUUCCCAGAAACUAAGACCAAGUGUUAUUGAUGAAAGGAAGAAGGAAGUCCUCCUGCACUCUUUACUCUGUGUCAUUCAAAACAUUCCAAUCCACUUUGUGAGGGACGGAGAUAUUGACCUGCUGCUGAAGGGUGUUGGGGAGAUCCUGGUGAACGCUGUCCCGGUGUCCAGUGCAGGGUACAAGUGUCUCCAGGUCCUGUUGGCCAUCGUCCCAACGUUCAUGAGUAACUUGAUUGUGCAGAAUGUGUGGGACAUUUAUUGCUGCAAGAGCCCAGACAACACUGCCAGUGUGGGGGAGCUGUACUCCAGCUAUGAAGAGCUGCUGUGUAAGGUGCUGGAGGUGUGUGUCCGCCUGAGGAACCUGCCCAGAAUGUUUGAGAAGAUGUUCUCUGCCCUGAAGACAAAGAGUGAACAACUCAAGGACCAGGAGAUCAUCCCAGAGUCUCUUCAUGCACACCAGGAAAGGCUCAUCUUCCCUCCCAGGUUUAUUGCAUUGCUGCGGAGAACAUUGUUAGACCUGAGCCACUUACAAGUGCUGCCUGUGUGGACGUCCAUCCUGUCCUUCCUCACCAAGGAGAGCACCGUACUCCUCAAAACUGCAGCCAAGCCGGGUGAGUUGGAGUUGGUGAGCCUGGUGGUGUGGGUGCUGGCGGUUGUGGUGGAGGCCAGUCCCUCGCUGCAGAUGGCUACUUUGGCAGGGGAUGCCACACGCCUGGCGGACAUCAUGACACAGAUUGCUGUCGCUGGAAUCAAGCCGCUGGUGACAGUCAUGCUCACUCAGCCCCAUAAUAACAAUGUGUGUGCCAGCGUCCUGGUGAUGUGCCACACGUGGGGUGAGCUGCACAUCAGCCUGCUCACCACAGAUGUCGGUUACCGAGAUUGCCCAACACUGCCCAAAGUGUCUCCCUUCAACCCAAGCCCACCAACAGACCUUUCUCACCUAUUUCCCUUCAUCCCUUCUGAUGCUUGGGCUCAAAUAUCUGCCAGAGUUGCUAACUUUGGGAACAAGGCUGCCAGGUUGGCUUUGAUGCAGUUGGUCAUUCAGAAGUUCAGUCAAGCUUCCCUGGAGCAGCACAAGGGGGCAUUCUCCCAGGAUACAGCUAUGGAGGCCAUGGAGGAUACUGGGCAGGCUGUCACCCAGACCACCAUGGACACUGCCAGCAAAUACCUCACCAACGCCCUGGACUCCUGGGGCAGCAGCGUGUCCUGCCUCUUCACUGUGCACCUGACGUACCUCGUGCCAUUCCUCAACACCACUCAGCUGACAGUGGUAUCCAGGCACCUUGUGAAUGGCAUAAGGGAAGGAGACAAGGCCUGGAGUGAGUAUGUCAGUAGUCGACACUUUGAAGAGGCCAACCAACUGCACCCAAUGGUGUUUUCAGACAUCUGUGCUUCUCUAGCCACCAUGUUUGACUCCAACAAGAGGAAGCUAUCAGAGUGUGAGGAUGGUCCCCCACAGCCCACCAAGAGUCACUGUCUGAAGAUCUUGAAGAAAAUGAGCAAGGUUGGACCAUUGCUUGUUGAAUUUGAGCCUGUGCAAAAGAAAGAUGAUGCCUUGUGGAAAUUGUUUGAGGAAUGCGGGGAAUGCUUGAGGAAGCUGAUAGAGAAAGAGCAGAGGCAAUCCUCCUCUGUGCAGAAGUGUACCAUGGCAGAGUUCAAAGUUUUGAUUCAGUUGAUAAGAAAAUUUCCCCUAAAACAUUUGAACGUGAAUAUGAAGACUAGUGUGCUUCUAGUUCUGUUUUCUCUCAUGAUACAGGAGAGCAGUGAGGGCAGAGAAGAGGUUUUCUUUGAUAUUGUAUUGACACUGAACCUAACGCUGGGAUACGUUGGCAGUUUCAGACUGUUUACCAUCACCAAGGCCAGCAGUGUGAUGCAGUGGCUGAUUGAGAAGAGGGUCUCUCUAUAUGGCUCUAUGCUGUCACAACACAUGGCAAAUCUUCCCCAUGUGGUGCUCAAGGGUAAUAAUACCUAUGUUGCAAAGUUUAUGGACAGACAGUAUUUAUCCCCUGACUUGCAAAACUGUUACAACUUUGACAACCUGCUUCUGUACCUGACCUACAAGCUGACAUCCAUUGUCAGUUUGUCUGACCAGGUGAAGGAGGUCGCUGAGUACAUCACCUCUUCCUCCACCAACACCAUCGAGUCAAUGCUGCAGCCGGCUGUGUUCCUGCUGGCGCCCUGCCAUAUGAAAGGCACUGCCUAUUGUAAUUGGGCUAAGCAACACCUGACAACCUGGAUACUUCGGUAUGUAAAGAAGAUGGACCUGGAUACCACCUGCCCUGCCACGGCUGCCACGGUGCUCACAGCCCACACCAUCAUGGUGCAGGCUGGGGCUCCCUCCCUCACAGAGGCCCAAUCCAAGGAGGAGGCCAAGAGUUUAGAGGGCAUUGCCACAGAGUCCAGUGAGGCUAAGAAGGAGGGAACCAAAGAAAAUGCGAUGUCCAAGGAAGACACAAAGAAGAGUAUGAAAUGGAAGAAGCUUUUGGGACGCAGUGUUCAGUUAUCAGAGUUGUGCCUGUCCUCUGGGAACAAGGAGCUGGAAGAAUAUGCCCUUGCCUUUCUUCUAACAGUAGCACAACACUCGGAUGUUCUAAAUGCUUAUCUUCCUCCUCAGCUUCUAACCAUAGCCUGGUCAGCGCUGUCUCUCCCUGACCGCUGUCCCUCGGGUGUUGAUGCAGAUGUGUACGCCAAAGUGUGCCUGGAGCCCGUGCUGCUGACUGCUUCCCCUGAGGAGUAUAAUAAGCUGCUGGAGGACCUGCUGCUGCGGACACAUAAAGACCAUGUACAGUUAAGUCACACGUUGCGGCUGUGGAGGCUUGUCAUCAACUCCACGGUCACUACUGUCAAUGGGUAUCUGAAGCGCAUUUCCUUGGAGUACCUCAUCCCCAUCCUGGUGCACCUGGCCACCUCCCACCUCACCACUGCACCAUCAGACUGCUCUCUCCUGCAUGAUGUCCUCCUCACUCUGCAAGAAAUUAUUCAGACAUCCUUCUCAGUUGACGACCAAACCAAAGCUCACCUCCUGAUGCCGUGCACUACCAUCCAGCUGCACCAGUUGCCGCAUCACAACUUCUGCCAGAUAUUCAACACGGCUGCCAACAUUGUGAACAGUGUGGUGGUGAAUCACAGCAACAUGGUGGUGGAUCGCACCCCCACCGUGCUGGCCGCCAUUGCCCACCUCACCACCGCACUCAUCACACAAGCCAGCCAGGAACACAAGCUGGAGGACCAACAGAUAAAAGAGCUGGUAGAGUGCAGUAGCAACAUAGAGCGUCUGGUGAAACAGCUUGCUGCAUUUGAGGAGAAGCUGAACAAAGUGGUGCACUUCACUAUGGCUACAAUUGUUAUCGCCCUCCAGCGCACCACAGUGUACCCUGCCGUCAAGAUGGUGAUAGAGAGCAUUGUGUACCGGCUGUUGGACUUGUGUGACUCGCAUUGCCUGCAGCACUUGUUGGUCGCCCUGCCCCCUGCCACCACCACCUUGCUCAAGCAUCUCCAUGACAACUACGUCACCUUCCACCGCUACAACCCUGGUAAAGUGUAGUGCUAGAUUGGUAGUGGAAGGGAUUGUUGUGGACUUUUUCUACAAGGGACGUUGAAAUGUUGGGGGAAUGAUGGGCUGUCUGUAUUUUGUGUAUUGUCUCUUUCAUUCUCUAAGUAAUAUCCAAUGUUGCCUUAAUGAUCAAGAAGAAACAGUUUACAAUUACUACAUGCACUAAUUUUGUUUAAGAGCAGCAUUUAUAUUGUUUUAUUUAAAAACCAUAAUGUAGAAAUCUAUAAAGAACUUUCCCGAUUAGCUUCCUCUUGCCAUGAAUUGAGAGUAGUGAAUGUGUUAUUCUCCGGGAACAUCAUGCUGGUCAGUAGUGUUGAUUGUUGCCUGGAGUGAGUCAUUCUUGGUUGCAUUUGUCAUGUUUUGUGAAAGUGGUCCAAGUUAUUGAGAGACGAGUCAUUGCUAAGUUGUCUUUCCUGAGCUGUUGUCUUGGUACUAAGUGACAUUAACCUUUUGAAUAAGGUUUGAGUGGUAUGUUAUUUUUAUUUUUGUAUUGUUUUACUGUAAGCAGACAGAUCAUCAAUGUAUUUAAGAAUUUUUUUUAUAUAAAUUGUUAUCAAA